Molecule: messenger RNA, 1815 nt
Organism: Colletotrichum higginsianum IMI 349063
Lineage: Eukaryota; Fungi; Ascomycota; Sordariomycetes; Glomerellales; Glomerellaceae
Product: heterokaryon incompatibility protein
Exons: 1
Coding region: 1-1815 (604 amino acids)
Source: RefSeq, a predicted model, not a curated record
AUGCGCCUCAUCAACGUCAACACGCUUUCUCUAGAUGAAUUCUACGGCGACGACGUGCCCCGGUACGCCAUUGUCUCCCACACAUGGGGUGCCGAGGAGGUGACCUUCCAGGACUGGAGGGAUCACAGGGUCGCGAGGGAGAAGAACGGGUUCCAGAAGAUUGAACUCGCCAGGGCGCAGGCGCUUCGCGACGGCCUGGACUACCUCUGGAUCGACACCUGCUGCAUCAACAAGGAGAGUUCCGCCGAGCUCUCCGAGGCCAUCAACUCCAUGUUCGCCUGGUACGAGUGCUCGAUGAAGUGCUACGCCUACUUGUCCGACAUCGAGCAUGCCGGCGGGGAGCUGGGGAACAGUAGCAACGAAAGCGACAAAUACCAGGUUCUGUCUCGGAGUCGAUGGUUCACUCGCGGAUGGACGCUCCAGGAACUCCUCGCGCCUCGGGAGGUCUUCUUUUUCUCUAGGGAAUGGAGUCCCUUGGGUAACCGCAGGUCGCUAGCCGACGCCAUUCAGAGUAUCACAAACAUCGACUGCCAGUACCUCCACAGGCGGAGCAGGAAACUUCUCUCCGGCGCCAGCGUCGCCGAGCGCAUGUCCUGGCUCUCGUGCCGCAAGACGACGCGGGUCGAGGACAUGGCCUACUGCAUGCUCGGCAUCUUCGACAUCAAUAUGCCGCUCCUCUACGGCGAAGGCGCCAAGUCCUUCACCAGGCUCCAGGAAGAGAUCCUCAAGACCUCGACGGACCAGUCGCUCUUCUGCUGGUCAUGGACCGAGAGCGACCCGGGCUCGUGGGUCAGCAUGCUGGCGCCCUCGCCGCGGAACUUCCGCAACGGCCAGGGCUACCAGCCAGCCAACGACGCGACGAGCCGGCCGGUGCCGUACUCGAUGACGAACUUCGGUCUCUCGAUACAGCUGACCCUGAUCCGGCCGGCCGACAUCCGCAUCUCCAACUUUGGCUUCCGCCCACCGCAGUACAUCGGCGUGCUGGCCGCGAGCACCAAGGACGGCUAUCUUAUUGGCGUGCCGCUGGAAGAGGCCGGCGUCACGGACACGUACCGCGUCAUCCGCGACUUCCCGCGCCCGAUCGCGCUGCAGUGGACCAGCCUCCGCACCCUGAGGGCGGAGAAUCUCAAAGGAGAGGUCCACGACAUCUUCGUCCCCUCAAAGGCGUCUGGGAAGGACCUCGAAGUUGUGCAGGUCAAGCCGUACGACUCGAGCUUCCACCUAGGGGAGUACGCCGUCAUGCUUCUCAUCAUCAACAGCAGGGGCUCCGGGGUGGAGAUCUUCACCCGCAUCGAGGCCAUCCCGAGGUACACGGAUUCGAUGGCGGGUUUCAUCACGAUGAAGAAGUUCAGACUCCCGCGGAACCUAGCCAACAACAGCUCCGCGUCCUCGAACUUUCGCGCGACCGAGGCGCACGGCGCUCUGGUACGCCUCCACUCCAACUCGCUGAGCCAGAAGGACGGGGCCCUGUGUCUGCUGUUCGGCGUGCUAGUCAGCGAGGAGAGGCAGACGAGGUGGAUCUUCCGAUACCUCGAGGGCCUCGCCGAGUCCAAGGCGUCGUUCAACGAGGCGAACCUGGAGAGGUUGCUGAGAGAUGCGUCGACCAACUGGCAAUCGCCGUCGUCGAAAGCGGAGGCGAAGAGCGGUUCCGCCCAGACGACCGAGAGGAGGCGCGUGACGAAGCGGGACAGCAUCACGACGUCGCUGGGGCCGGAGUUCAGGGCUGAGGUCAACGAUCGGAAGACGGUCGCCAAAGCGGCGCAUGUUAUUGUUUCGGGGCUGCCGGCGGGUUUGAGGACGGUCGAGUCAUUGUAA